Hermetia illucens (black soldier fly) is the source of this 2279-nucleotide messenger RNA. RefSeq names its product protein-associating with the carboxyl-terminal domain of ezrin. Bases 161 to 2200 code for a protein of 679 amino acids. NCBI's taxonomy places the organism in Eukaryota, Metazoa, Arthropoda, Insecta, Diptera, Stratiomyidae. The record is from RefSeq and is a predicted model, not a curated record. The transcript has 3 exons.
UUUCGCUAUCUUUCAUUUUCUUUUGUAUCGUCAAAUUGGAUCUGUCAUUUCCAUCGGGAUUGUUGACGUCUCGUUUGUGAUAAAUAUCCGUAGGAUAAAUACAAUAAAACAUGAUAAAUUAGAGACAGAUUUAAUCUUAUCACUAAUUAGUCGGUGUGCCAUGGGGCAAGAUCAUAGUAAGUUGACUGGGUUAUUAAUCGAUGAGAAAGCCGUCGAGGUGACGGAUUUCUGGUCGCUUUUUAAUGCCGAAGUGCCAAAUGACGAUGGUGCGACCCGUUUGUCAAUAUUCAAAGGAGAGCCAUUAGUCAGUGGCCAGCUAUGGGUCUUGCAGAGUCCAUUAGAACGAGCAAUAAAGAAUCUGAUGAUAUACCGACAUCCGUCGAUACUGAAAUAUGUAACUUCAUGGGAGCGAGGUUCGCAGAAGCAUCUGGCUACGGAGCGAUGUCGGCCACUUUCUCUUGUAAUCCAAACGCAGAGCGAUAUACAAAUAUGCUUAGGGUUGCGCAAUGUUCUAUGCAGUUUAAUUUUUCUAGUUGAACAGGCCAAAGCACGACAUCUUAACGUUUGCACUUCAUCCAUCUACGUAAAUUCGGAAGGAGACUGGCGACUAGGUGGCUUCGAGUAUGUAUGGAAAAGCAAGGACGUUACCAAAGGCCUGUUGGAACAGUCAAAACCCUACCGCUACAAUAAAGCAAUAGACCCCCACGAAUCCAGAUCAGAAGGACAAUUUAUCGAGCAAUAUUCACUGGCCGUUCUAUGCGAGGAUAUCCUUCGAAAUAGUAAAACUCUUAAUACACCUUAUGUAGCUGAAUUCCGCGACUAUUGCAGCACGCAUUUGAAGCAUCAAAAUGUUGCCAUGCGACCAAAACUAUCAGCAGUCCUGCUUCAUCCUUACUUCAACCACGAAUUUGUUCUGAUUCAUUCCUUCUUAAUGGAGUUGCCGCUGAAGAAUCUGCAGGAGAAGCAAGAUUUCUUCACGGGGCUUGUAGAUAGAUUACGAUAUUUCGACGAAGAAAUUGUUGCAUCACAGGUAGGUGGUCUCCUACUCUCUCGGAUGGUUCUCCUAGAUCCCACAGCUCAACUGUGUGUUACACCUUAUGUGUUGAAAAUUAAAAACGACAUAUCGUCCGCUCUGUUCUCUGGAGCCACAUUCACGAAAUAUAUCAUUCCAAAAAUUAAGCAGAUAUUCUGUGUAAGGGAUGCGCAAAUUCGACUAAUUUUACUGGAAUAUUUCAACGAGUAUAUGCGCUUGAUAACGAUAGAAGAACUUCAAGAGCAAAUUCUACCUAAUUUGCUAUUAGGAAUAAAGGACACAAACGAUAUCCUUGUGGCGAAAACACUUCGAUGUUUGGCGGACCUAGUCCCUAUUCUAGGAUCGGCGAGUGUCAUUGGGGGAAAUCGAGGUCGACUCUUUGCGGACGGCAGACCACAAGGAUUGCCUGACUCUGCCAAACACUGGGUUGAACCUAGGUCAAUAACUCCUGUAAUGGCGUGCGGGGAAAAUAUGGUCUCUGCAAGUCCUCUUCCAGAUACUGUAGAUGUAAGUGAAAGUUAUGUAUCAGUUGGCAACACAGAUAAUCUUCUGAUGCAUGAACGUCUGAGUCCGGAUGGCGGCGAAGACGUCCAGGCCACAACGGAUGGAGAAAUUGAAGAGGAUGCGUGGAGUGAUUGGGAAAAUGAAGAAACCCAGAUCCCUCCAGAUGAAGGCAAUGGAGAGAAUUCAGAAAUUCUGCCAUCUGAAGCUUUCCCGCCAGUUGCUCAAGUUCAACAAUCCCCAAGCGUGACGUCUGCGACUCCAACAACCCCGACUAAGGCAUCAAACACUCAACUGGCCUCUGCCAAUAAACCAAAAACUGCUCCGAACGCCACAGCAGCAGGUUUUGACGAUAUAAACGAACUAGAUAUCAAGAUUAAGAAAUUAAUGAACACGUCUGUAGAGGAAAUUGAUUUUUUCAAAGAUAUGGAGCCUGUCAUACAGUCGACUGCGACGACAAUAGCUUUAGUCGAAGAAAAGGUGAUAGAAGAUUUCAAUGCUGAUGAGACAAAGACAGACGAAAAGGAAGUUAAGGGGAAGGAGAAGACCAAGUCGACUGUAGAUGAAAGUGUGGUAGUUGAUGCGAGUCGUUUUCAAAUCAACGUAGCUGAUGAUAUGUGCGAAGCAGGAUGGGAUGAUGAUACCAACGACUGGGGUGACGAGUGAAAAUAGUUUAGUUCCUUUUUUUGUUUUCUGUUUAUGAAAGUAUGACUAACGAGGAAAUAAAUAAGUUAUUUUAUGUAAA